AUCGACGAGUCCCACACCAAAUCCCCAAGCUUCAAUCAAAUCUUAGUGAGAGAGAGAGUGGAAGAAGAAGAAGAAGAGAAGAGGAGAUAAUGGUAGGUAACAGAGCGGAGGCGGACCGUUGGCUCGUGACCUCAGAGAAGCUCCUCGCAUCCAGCGACCUCCACGGAGCCAAAUCCUUCGCGAUCCGCGCGUGCGAAUCCGACCCGACCCGAGCCGAGGCCGCCGACUACAUCCUCGCGAUCUGCGACAUCCUCAUCGCCGGAUCCCUCCGCCUAACCGACUCCAACCUCCCCGACUGGUACUCCGUCCUCCGGCUCGGCCGUCCGACUCAGAGCCCCGAGCACGUCGCGACUCAGUACCGCAGGCUCGCUCUCCUCCUCAACCCCUCCGUCAACCGCCUCCCCUUCGCCGAUAAGGCCUUCGAUCUCGUCUCCGACGCCUGGCGCGUCCUCUCCGAUCCGAUCCGGAAGUCCUCCUACGACCGCGAGGUGCUGCAGCAGCGACCGAGUCAACGACUCGGUGAGGCGAGCGAUCCGACGGAGACGAGUUUCUGGACGGCGUGUCCUUACUGCUUCGUGCUCUUCGAGUAUCCUAAGCACUACGAGGAGUGUGUGUUGAAGUGUCAGGAUUGCAAAAGAGCGUUUCAAGCAGUGAGGAUUCAGAAGCCUCCUCUUGCUGCUGCUGCUGUUGAAGGAGGAGGAGGAGAAGAUGUUUACUUCUGCUCGUGGAGUGUGUUUCCGUUAGGAUUCUCCGGAGGGGAGUUUCAAGCUGCUCCGACGAGGAAUAGCUGGUCACCUAUCUCACCUCUCUUUGCAAUUCCUAUUGAUAAGAAGAGGAAAGAACCGGCUUCUCCGAGAAUCUUUUACGAUGAUGAUGACGUGUACGUUGCGAUCUCCGAGGAUGAUGGUGAUGAGGUGAGUGUUGGGAGAGGGAAAGGGAAAGAAGCGUUUGUGAGGAGUGGUAGUAACAAGAAACAAGGAGGAGGAGGUGUUGUUGUUGGUUCCUCAUGUGAUACUAGUAGUAGUAGAAAAGGAGGAGCUAAGAACGUAGGGAGGUUGGAUUUGAAUGAAGAGCCUGGUGUGGGAGGAGGGAGAAGGGAAGGCAAUGGGGUUGGAAGUAACAGGGAGGUGGAUAAUAUGAUUGAAGGGAUUGGCUUCUUUGAGGGUCUUGAUGAGUUUUUGAUGAGUAUGCCCAUACUUUCUGUUGUUGGUGAUGAUAAGAUCAAGGCUACUUAGUGAAAAGUUUAGACUCUUUUUUUCUUCUCUUGUUUUAAGUUUACGGUGUUGUGUUCGUUGUAGGCCUUAGUUUUCUUUGUCUCAUGUUGGAAUCUGUUGAUGUAUAUGGCACAAAAUUUCAAUCUUUUUGCAUUA
This is a messenger RNA of Raphanus sativus (radish), 1370 nucleotides long. RefSeq lists its product as uncharacterized. The record is from RefSeq and is a predicted model, not a curated record. The coding region runs from base 90 to 1235 and encodes 381 amino acids. The transcript has a single exon. Lineage: Eukaryota; Viridiplantae; Streptophyta; Magnoliopsida; Brassicales; Brassicaceae.